Molecule: messenger RNA, 1279 nt
Organism: Phytophthora nicotianae INRA-310
Lineage: Eukaryota; Oomycota; Peronosporomycetes; Peronosporales; Peronosporaceae
Exons: 2
Coding region: 8-1012 (334 amino acids)
Biological process (GO): creatine biosynthetic process
Cellular component (GO): cytoplasm; nucleus
Molecular function (GO): guanidinoacetate N-methyltransferase activity
Source: RefSeq, a predicted model, not a curated record
UGCAAAGAUGACUACGCAAGGCAACAGCAAGGGGCUCGACGAGUUCGGCCAUGAGGUGCUCUGGAGCUCUCGCGGACAGCAGGUCAUGAUGCAGUGGGAGAAGCAGUACAUGGAGAGAUGCGUGGAUGCCCUCGCCAUUCAACCGACGGAUCGUGUACUGGAAAUCGGCUUCGGGUUGGCCUAUUCGGCGACGCACAUCCAAAGGUUCCGCCCCAGGAGCCACACCAUCAUCGAAUGCGAUCAGGAGACGCUGCAACGUGCUCGCCGUUUUGCAACAAGUCACAGUGGAGUUAAGAUCGCGGCCGGAACGUGGCAGCAGGUGCUGCCGACACUGAAUCAGUUCGACUGCGUCUUCUUCGAUGACUACCCGCUUCCAGAGCUGGAAGUAGGGGGCGCUGAUGGAGCAGCCAGUCGACAGCGUUCGCGGUGGCACGAUUUCUUGGAUGUUGCUCUGAAGCAUUGUACGACUGGAGCCAGGAUCUCAGGGUAUCUAGCACGAAAGCUGGAUUUGCAACGCCCCGGGUGUCAAGUUACAAUAUCAAUAGUGCAAGUUGAUGUCCCAGAACAUUGCAACUACUUUCCACACAAAACUGCGUUGGUGCCGGUGAUCACUGUUGUGGAUCCGAUUGCUGCUGCGAGUUUGACCAGUACUGGAAUAGAUACGGUGUUGCCAUUGCCGCACUCGUCUAAGAAGUUCCAGCAUGCAUUUGAGUGUGCCAGUAGCUUCGAGCGAGGACUGCACACAGCAGCAUUUAAACGAGAGCGAAAACAGAUGACUGAGAUUCGGAAUUUCUUGCUGGCUCAUGAACUAGACGCGCUUCCGCACGGGCAGCUAGAACAUAUUGAUGACAGCGGUGAUGGCAUGGAAGACGACCACCCUUCAGACGAAAAUAUUCUAUCUGGAGAACACCGAGAAGAAGAAGAAAGAUCAAUUCACUACAGUGACGAGAAGUCACGACAGAAAUUUUUGCGCUCUCUGAGGAGCAAGGCUGCCGCGUCAAAAUUAACAUAACGAUCUACCGGAGGCAGGUUCAACAAUAUGCUCAACUUGAUACUGACGCACAAAUGUGGUGCAGUGCUUAGCAAGCACAAACUUCUUCUCGUUCGAACAAAGGCUAUAAAUCUCUGGCUACCAAGUUAACCUCAUUUUUUGCCCAAUCUCCUGAAAUUCCUACGGGCAUAUACAUAUAUAUUAUAAUAAUUUAGUGCGUUGGGUAGAGAGAAAGACAAGUAUGGGAUCACAUCAUGCAGUGGUAACUUAAGACGAGAAGAUGACCUA